AUGUGUGUAGUUGGUAGUUGGAAGAGAGACUUGUUUGUCAACAACUACGAGAUUCAGCCAUCUGAUGUGCGUCUUCAGAAGGGUGAUUUUGGAGAAGCAUUCAAAGCAACUGCAAAACAAACAUUUUCAGCUCAACAACUAGAGCAUGGCAUGUCAAGGUGGAGCCACGCGCUCACCAAAGCAGCAAAUUUCUUUGGCUGGGAUGAGAGCAAUUACAGGAGUGAUGCUGAACUAGUGGACAAAAUUGUUAAGAGCGUUCUUAAUUUACCAGUCUUGUCUGCUACUAAAUUUCCAGUUGGAUUACAAUCCCAUGUGGAAGAUGUGAUUCACACUAUCAAAAAUAAUUCCACGGAAGUUUGUAUGAUAGGAAUAUGUGGAAUGGAAGGAUCUGAUGUCCUAAAACCAAAGGUAGAGGUACGUAACAUUGAGAAGGGAAGAAAUAUUCGAGAAAGGCAUUUUCGGAAAAGGGUGCUCAUUGUACUUGACAAUGUGAAUGACCAUUCUCUAUUAAUAAACCUAUCGGAUAGUCUUCUGUGGUUUGAUAAAGGAACUGUAAUAAUAAUUACAACUAAGCAUGAACAACUUUUGAAGACACAUGAUGUUAAUGCUGUUUUUCGGAUAAAUCUAUUGAACGCAAAAGAGUCUCUUGAGCUUCUUAGUUGGCACGCAUUUAGAGAAGCAAAACCAAAAGAAGAAUACCAUGACCUUGCAAAAGCAAUAGUUACUCACUGUGGAGGACUACCUCUGGCUCUUGAAGUCAUUGGAACUUAUUUAUAUGAAAGGACGAAAGAAGAAUGGCAUAGAGUACUGUUCAAAUUAGGGAAAACUCCCCAGCAUGACGUUCUACCAGUAUUGAAAAUAUGUUUCGAAGGUUUACCUAAUCAAAUUGAAAGAAAUUUAUUCCUUGAUAUAUAUUGUUUCUUUGUUGGUAAAGAUAGAGCCUAUGUUACAAAGAUCCUUAAUGGUUGUGGGGUAGACGCUGAUAGUGGAAUAGGAAUUCUCAUAGAACGUAGCCUCAUAAUAGUUAAAAAGAACAACAAGUUUGGAUUGCAUCCUUUGCUAAGAGAAAUGGCAAGAGAAAUUAUUGGCGAAAUUACUUCAGGAAUGGAAGCUAAGAAGACCAGUCGACUAUGGUUUGAUAUGGAUGCAGAUUAUGUACUGUUAGAGCAUAUUCUAUUUUCAUCACAGGAAAAAAAAUUCAUUCAGAGAUUCCCUCCGAAAUGGUUUCCAACUGUAAAAGAUUUCUUCGAACGUGAUUAUUUAGAGGUAAGAGACGCAAUAAGAAGGAUGAAACUCGGUGGACAUUGUGAGUACCGCUCUAAGGAACUGGGAUUGAUUAGGUUGGAAAAGUUUUCUUCAGAAUACCAUCCUAUUGGAUUUCAACAUGAUGCAAUAGCCAUUGAUUUAAAACACCGUCUUCCUCGACUCGUCUGGAAAGAACCCCAGCAAGUACAAGAUAUUUUGGUCGAAUAUGGUGUAAAUAUUACAGAAUCACACACUUCAAAGCAGCACUUCAGGUCUUUUUCGAUCGGUGUUGGAAGAUGGAAAGAAUUCUUCGAUGCUUUCAGUGAUAGAAUUUCCAAGGUAAUUGCAGGAAGUGAAUCUUGUGAAGUUUCUCUUCCUGGUGACAAUGAUCCUAAUUGUUUGGCCCAUAUGGGUGAGGGAUAUUCUGUUUCUUUCACUGUGCCUCGGGAUCGUGACAUAAAGGGAAUGGCUUUGUGUAUAGUUUAUUUAUCAAACCCUGAAAUUGUGGCAACCGAAGGUCUUAGAAGUGUCUUAAUUGUUAAUUAUACAAAGUGCACAUUGCAUAUACACAACCAUGGCACGGUAAUUUUCUUUAACGAUAAAGAUUGGGAGGGUAUAAUAUCAAAUUUAGGAUCAGGAGACAAGGUUGAGAUUUUCGUGAUUUUUGGUGAUGGAUUGGUAGUGAGGAGAACAAUUGUGUAUCUUAUAUUUGGUGAAUCAAAUGACUUAGAAAAGGAGUCUCCGUCAAAGAAAAAUUCCCUAAUUAGAUUUAUGAAAAAAUUGUAA
Molecule: messenger RNA, 2031 nt
Organism: Vigna unguiculata (cowpea)
Lineage: Eukaryota; Viridiplantae; Streptophyta; Magnoliopsida; Fabales; Fabaceae
Product: disease resistance protein RUN1-like
Biological process (GO): defense response
Molecular function (GO): ADP binding
Source: RefSeq, a predicted model, not a curated record